UUUCGCAGAGCCACGUAAACAAAUGUGCUACUCCCACUGAUGCUACUGUCCUCGGCACAACAGGAAGCAGGAACAGCAUAAACAUGCACAUUUCUGCACUUAAUCAAAUGCAAAUCUGAGUUACAAACAAGCGAGGAAUGCCUCUGCGAAGGUUUUCACUGUAAGAUGUCUAUGGUCCUCUUUGCCUCAGUGGUGCGGGUGAGGGACGGCCUGCCCCUCUCUGCCUCUACCGACUAUGAACAGGACAAAGGGCUGCAAGAGACCAAGAAGCACCUCAAGAGCCUGUCCAAAAAACUCAGCCAGUUUCCUGACCGCUGCUCUCUUAAGACUGGCCAGUACAAUGUGAAUUUCACCAGCUCUCUGGGAGUGGGCUACCUGAUGGUAUGCACAGAAAACUACCCCAAUGUCUUGGCGUUCUGCUUCCUGGAUGAGUUACAGAGAGAGUUCCUUGUCACAUACGACACCAAGCGCAUUAACAGCGCUGUCAGGCCCUACUCCUUCAUUGAGUUUGACAACUUCAUUCAGAAGACCAAGCAGCGGUACAACAGCCCACGUUCCCUUUCCACAAAGAUCAAUCUGGCUGACAUGCAGACAGAGAUCAAGCUGCGGCCCCCGUACCAGCUCUCUCCUGAAGACCUGAGCUUGAUCAAUGGCUUUUCUCACAGCACUUCUUCCAAAUAUAAAGGCAUAGCUCCAAAUCAAACACUGGAGCCUGUCACCUUGCCAGGCAUAGUGGCAUGUGUCCUAACUGUUCUGUGUGGUGCACUCAACUUACUGCGUGGAGUCCAUGCCAUAGAAAGCAUAUUGCAGAACGAGGAUGAAGACUUUAAUUAUGUAAUUGCCUUUUUCCUGGGAACGGCUGCCUGUCUAUAUCAGUGUUACUUAUUUGCAUACUUCUCGGUCUGGAGGAACAUCAAGUCAUUCCUGGCCUUUGCUCUCAUCUGCCUGUGCAACAUGUACCUCUACGAACUGCGCAACAUGUGGCAGAUCCUCUUCCACGUCACAGUCGGGGCGUUCAUCACUCUGCAGAUCCAUUUAAGGCAGCCACAAGGCAAAGCUCCUGACUACAAUGUCUGAACACUUGUAUACACACACACACACACACCGCACAGUCCCCAAAAGACUAAAUGAUGAUAUUGUAAUGUUGGCCCUGUGUUUUGGGACUAUGGGAGACCAUGAUCAUUAAAAAAAGACUGUAGAAUCAACAGCUCAGGAUCCAACAGCAGUUUAAUUACUCUGACAGUUAUACUGUAAUAUGUUCACUGGUUCUGUGUUUUGUUGCAAUCCAUAAAUCUCAAAUCGAUUAUCAGGCAUUUAUUUGCGUUCUUUGUUAAUUGAUAUUUUUAAAUAAAGGGUGUGAUUAUAGAUUA
This is a messenger RNA of Hemibagrus wyckioides, 1370 nucleotides long. It is a transcript of the gene sec22a, whose product is annotated as SEC22 homolog A, vesicle trafficking protein. Lineage: Eukaryota; Metazoa; Chordata; Actinopteri; Siluriformes; Bagridae. Gene Ontology annotation, biological process: endoplasmic reticulum to Golgi vesicle-mediated transport. The record is from RefSeq and is a predicted model, not a curated record. The coding region runs from base 166 to 1077 and encodes 303 amino acids. The transcript is spliced from 7 exons.